GCCGUUUCUUCGCGGCUUCAUUCCGGUGGAACCGUCUGACGCUUCGUGCAGUAGAGUAGUGUUCAGCAGCAUCAACAUGGACAUGGUGAAGAUUGAGCAGGUGAUUGUCGGAGGAGAGAUGAAGCCCCCUCCUCCUCCUCCUCCUCCGGAGGUGAAGCCCGAUCCUGUGGUCGCCCCUCUGCCGGCCUAUCAACAUGAGAGUCUGCAGUGUUUUCAGUGUUUCAUCACCUUCCGCAACUUGCAAGCCAAGGAGCGACACAUCAGGAAGAGCCACCGGGAUCAGUACAGACAGCACCUGAUGCAGACAAAUACUCUCUUCACCUGCUAUAAGUGUGACAGAUCCUUCAAAUUCUCUGAAGAACUCAGGCAGCACCAGGUCACCCAUAACACUGAGGAGAGGCCUUUCCGCUGCUCUUACUGCUUGGAAAACUUUGUCACCUAUACUGAUUUGAACAAACACAGGCGACAUGAUUGCGUGGAACGAAAGUACCUCUGCAAAGACUGUGAUAUCUUAUUCCCCACUGUUGCACGACUUCGCAACCAUCGUACCGAAAUACACGUCCGAGCCGCCGCGCUGGCACGAGACCUCGACGCGCACCGGUGCCACAAAUGUAGCUGCAGUUUCCAGUCGGACGAAGCUCUCCAGCAGCACCUAUUGAAAUAUGCAAACGAUAUGAACUGUGGCCGAAGACGCCGCAAAACAAAGCCUGAGGAGUUAGUGGGCACUAAAAAGAUGAAGCAAGAAGAAGACGACGACGACGACGGCUCCCCGACUGAGGGGUGCUCCUCUGCAGAGAUGCAGAUUCCCUGCUCUGAGCCGGAUUGUGAGCUUGUCUUCCCGUCCGUGGCAGCCCUGCGGGUCCACAAGAAGGAGGCCCACGGGUCCCUGCAGCGCAAGGCCGCCAGCGCCGAGUAUUCUUGCCCUAUUUGUGGAAAAAGCUUCGCAAGAGUGACCACACUGAAGGCUCAUCAAUGCACCCACACUGAGGGAGAAGAGGAAACGGCAAACAGAUAAUGCUGAUUCCAGAAAAAAUGACUUCGCUAUCUUCCUGCAGUGUUCAGUUAUAUCAUCGGAGAACAUGUAUGAAGAUUUUUUUUUUUUCCUAAAUGUGAAUAUUUCAGGGUGAUGAUGGGGAUGAAUGCAGCGCCAAUGUAUAAGGUUUUUUAAAUUAUAUUUGCAAUUGUGGAUUAAAAGUGUUUACCCCUCUGUAUAGAAUUAUCAUCAAUUUUCAUUUAAAAUGGUUUCACAUUUCUUUUUGAUGUCAGUGUAUUGCCUCUAUUCUGCUUUACUCUUUGUAGAUUAAGUGUCUUCAUUCUCCCUCAGCUGUGGGGAUGAUUUUGGUUUUGCUGCAUCCUGCUAUUUUUUGAAAUUCAAUAUAUUACAAAGCCACAGAGAAUGUAAGCCUUCAACACAAUAAAAUGCUAAAUCCAAUAAAUGGGUGCGUUUGCAAGAUUGUCUUUAAUGGGACUUCAUUAA
Molecule: messenger RNA, 1477 nt
Organism: Salarias fasciatus (jewelled blenny)
Lineage: Eukaryota; Metazoa; Chordata; Actinopteri; Blenniiformes; Blenniidae
Product: zinc finger protein 574-like
Exons: 5
Coding region: 77-1015 (312 amino acids)
Biological process (GO): regulation of DNA-templated transcription
Molecular function (GO): RNA polymerase II cis-regulatory region sequence-specific DNA binding; DNA-binding transcription factor activity, RNA polymerase II-specific
Source: RefSeq, a predicted model, not a curated record